GCUCAGACAGGCAGGAGCCCCCCCCCUCCCCUCCUCUUCAUCAUCCUCACCAUCUUCCUCCUCCUCUGCAGCGCACAAUGGUCCAGCUCCUCCGCCGCUGUCGACCCGGCUGCUUCUGUUGGACGACUCCACUCCAUCCCGGAUUAAAUAAAGCUGUCAGUUCCUGAGAGAAGAGCCGAGAAGACAACUGCUCUGCUGUGGGUUUUUUGUGUUUUUGCAGCAGGGCUGGUUCACCAGUUCAAAUCCCUUCACUGCCUCUGACACGUCGGGCUUGAGGAGGGGGUUUUCCCCUCAGUGUUCAGCCACCAGCUCACCUGCAGAAGACAAACCAUGCGCUCCAGGUCUGCGCUCCCCGGGUUUACCUCCCUCCUAUUUCUCCUCUUCCUUCCCUCCAUUUUCUCCUUCCGCCCCCACUGGAUUCUCCAGCGUGUCCCUGUGGUCCUCCCACAGAACACUGAGCCUCGGCCUGCCCCACACUUCCUGUCCCCGGCCCGUCUGGAUGUCAACUCCCCCUGUGACCCAGAAUGCCACAAGAGAGCCCCCCAGCUAAGCUACUGGGACCUGCGGAGUCUUCUGGCCUACGAGACUCUUCACUCUAAUGGUCAACUGACUGAGACUGCCAUUGGGAUCUAUGGCUACCAACCCAACUCUACCACCAGCACAGCCUAUUCCUCUAGGUUGUCUGAGAAGGCUGCGCGGUCCCACGUCAGGAGAAAGCGUCAGAUCUUCGGCCAUGACGGACGUUUUAGCAUCGCUGGACAGAACUUCCUGCUUAAAUAUCCGUUCUCAGUGGCUGUCAAACUGUCCACUGGGUGUUCUGGGACACUGGUGGGUGACCGUCAUGUUCUCACAGCUGCUCAUUGUGUUCACGAUGGUAAAAACUAUGUGAAAGGAGCCCAGAAACUCAGGGUUGGAUUUUUAAAAUCCAAGCAACGAGAUGCACAGUCUUCUUCCUUUUACCUUCCCUCCAACUUCACCAACCGCGUUGAGGGUGGCAUCGCUCCCUACAACCCCCCAACCAACGACAAAAUGAAGUUCCAGUGGAUCAGAGCCAAGCGCACCCAUGUCCCCAAAGGAUGGAUUAAAGGGAAUGCCAACGACAUCGGGAUGGACUAUGACUAUGCUCUGCUUGAACUCAAGAAACCCCACAAACGCCGCCACAUGAAGUUGGGAGUCAGCCCACCGGCUCAGAGGCUGCCGGGUAAACGCGUCCACUUCUCAGGAUUCGAUAACGACCGUGCAGGCCAGCUGGUGUAUCGGUUCUGUCGGGCUGGCGAAGAGACAUCAGACCUGCUAUACCAGCACUGCGAUGCUCAACCCGGGGCCAGCGGCUCAGGUGUCUACGCCCGAAUGUGGGAUGGGAGGCGUCGGCGUUGGGAGCGGAAGGUGAUAGGUGUGUUUUCCGGGCAUCAGUGGGUGGAGCGACAAGGGGCAUCUCAGGAAUUCAAUGUAGCUGUGAGAAUCACGCCUCUCAAAUACGCUCAGAUAUGCUACUGGAUUAAGGGAAACUUUGUGGACUGCAGAGAGGGCUGAGGAAAUGGACACAGGUAUAGCUUCAUAACAACAGGCCCACUACAUCCUCAUGACCUUUCUGGAAUAUGUGGGCCACAACAAUCCACACUUCUCACCUCUCUACUUGUAGCACUGACAUAACAUUAACAUAAAAAUCUUAAUUUCAUUUGCUUGCUCUCAGAAGCCAACAUCAGUAAAGACAAAUCCAGUAACAACACUAACUUAUGUGAAGAGGCUGUGUUCAUUUCAUUUCUGCUUAGUUUCCUAAAACAUGAAAGUGUUAGAAAUAUUUUUGGAAAAACAUUUAGGUUCAGGUGGUUGUGCAGAACUGUGGCAUGUUUUUUCUGUACCUUGGAACAUUCAUCUGGACAACAGGUCCUCGGAUCUGGAACAUGGACUGAUGUACAAAGAUGUGUUUGGAGUAAACCUAAGCAGCGCGGCAGUUUGACUUUUCAUAUCAUUUUUCUUGAGCUAAUACUAAAGAUUGCACUGUUCAAACCUUUUUCUACUGAGUAUGAUUUUAGUGGAUGAAUGUAUAAGUCAGCUACCAAAGGUGCCAACUUUCCAAACUAUCAUGUAUCUCCUCUCAGUGGACACACUAGCUAUCUAAAGGCACACUUUUCUCUGUCAGCAAAGUUACCGGUGAGGAAAGUUUUGGACGAUCGACGACAGCAGAUGACUCACACCAAGGCUGCAGAGCACAUUUUGUUAAAUGGUGUACGCUAAUGCUUAGCUCCCCCUGGUGGCAAAGGUAAAACACUGCAGGUGUCCAUUAUGCAGACUAAGCUUGAGCCUAAAUAAGCACUUUUUACUUCCUCCUCACACUUGUGACACUGCAUUAUUUUGUCUCUCAAACUGAAGACUGUGGCAAAUGUAAUGAAAUAUAUGCUUUUGAAAUAUGCAACUGUGUCACAUUUCUUUCCCGUGUCCUCAAACAAGACAUUUCAUGCACAGAAACACAUUGUUGGUUUAAACCGCAUUAGUUUUUUUAUUUCCGAUGUUUUCAGAAAUACUUUGUGGAAACAGAACUCUGUAAAAAUGCCGAACUAUGAGGACCAGCUCCUGUGACUUCUCCAGCACUUUCAACCUGGAGUAUGAACCCUGGAACAUGGCACUGACCAAACAAACUCUGUAACUCAAUUUGAACAUUUUUUAUAGCAAAGGGAACACAGAUCGAAACCAUCGCUGACAAUUUUACAAUGAUCUCCUAAUAUCCUGUAGGCCAGAGGACGAUCAAGUACAAUUCUCACCACUGUGGUCAGGUGUUCACUUCACCUGUGAUAUAAUGGGAUUCACCAAACUAAGCAGACAGAAUUUGUGUUAUUUGGGAAAAAAACAUUCAAGUAAUAUGUGACAAAGAAGCAGAAUUUUAAUCAAACCUCAAAAUGUGAUCUUUCGGUAGCAAUGGGAUGAGGGCAAGUUUAGGAUGAAAUAAUACUAUACCCAUAGAAAAAUUGAUAAUUCAAUGACUGUGCUCACCAAUGAGAAAGAGGGAGCCUGUCAAUUCAAGUGAACAGCACCAUUUAGCUGCAAAAUCUGCAACAUUCAAGUGGAAAAUGACAUAAAACCGAGUUGAAGCACCAACAGGCCAGUGUAGGGGCUGAGUUUGCUGAAGCAGAACAAACAGACACGUGCAUGACAUUUGGGUUGAAUCAAAAAUUCUCAACACUUGCUGCGAUCCAGACAGACACACUUAAAAGUAACUUCCUCCCUCUCACUUAAACUCAACUCAGGUGAAAUCCACAGCUGCAACAGGAAAUAUUCAUUCUAAGAUUUCCAACUUGGACUUUGCCCGCUGACGAAAAGGCUUCUGUUCAACUUCUAUUGAUUUCCAUCUUGAUAAUUGGAGGCUCACAAAGAGGAGCCCACUUGAGUGUAAGGAUGUUCACGUAUGCGACUCCAGACAACAACAAAAUGCAAGGCAACCUGUUUGUAACACCGUUGCGGUAACUGACAAUACAUGAAAUGGUAGUGAGGUGACCCAGACAGUCCCUCCCCUCCAGCUAUCCACACUCUUUUGAUUUUGAAUGCAUCCUCCACAGAAGUGUCACCGUUAAACAUCCACUGCUGUCGACAUAUUCGCUGUGGCUGGAUCCUGGGACAUUCAACUGAAAAAUCGAUAAACCACAAUCAUUCUGUUAACUGCAUCCAGUUGGCAAAGAGAUGAACCUGAUGUCACAUGGCCCUCACCCCCACUAAGGUUUAAGAAUUCAGGCACCAAAAUUCAACAGAACAGAGUCUGGAUGGCUUUUAAGAGCACAAAUGGGUCAUAUGCUAUACCAUAGAAAAAAAUAUACUUCAGCAUGUCAAAGUGUGGAGAGGCAUCAGUACCUUUUAUGAUUACCUGGUUACAGCAGCAGCCUUUUAAAGCAGAACCAGGGCAGAACAUGAGUGAAAGUUUCCAAAGCUUGGUGCUGCUACUGCCCCUCCACACAGCCAAUGAUGUGAAACGAGCAGAUACUGAAAAUAAAAAGGUA
Paralichthys olivaceus (Japanese flounder) is the source of this 3989-nucleotide messenger RNA. RefSeq names its product serine protease 23-like. Gene Ontology annotation, molecular function: serine-type endopeptidase activity. Gene Ontology annotation, biological process: proteolysis. The record is from RefSeq and is a predicted model, not a curated record. NCBI's taxonomy places the organism in Eukaryota, Metazoa, Chordata, Actinopteri, Pleuronectiformes, Paralichthyidae.